UAUGGCAAAGUGUUUAUGGUGUUUUAAAGAACUAGACAUUUUUGGAAUGCUUUUCCAUAAAGCUGUAUGCCUUGAAUAUCUAUAUAGCAAAUCUUUAGAUAAAUUAAAAUAGGCUAAAUAGGCAAAAACAAUAACAAAAGCAUAAUAUUUAAAGGAGAAGCGUAAUCUUAGAGAAUAUUUUAUGGCACGAUUCAAACCUAAAGUUUAUGAAGCUUUUAUUAAGAGAUAAAAAGAGCAACAAUAUAUUAUAGUUAAUCCAAACGAUUUAUCUGUUGGCUUAGAAUCUGAUAUUGAUAUAAUUUCAAAAAAAGCAUGUAUUGAAAGCUAAGAAAUUUCAUAAAAAUCAUAAUUCUUCUAAUCAUUUCAAAAUCAAAUAGACCCUGCUUAUAACUAUAUUAGAAAUAAUUAUUAAGGCAAUCAAGAUUAAUAAUCGAUGCAUUUAACAAACUAAUUUAUAAAUGAUGAUGACAACAAUAAGUAUAAUAACCAAAUAGAAUUAAAUUAGCUAGAUGAUAUGAGUAUUUAUUAAAAUUUUGGAAAUAUUAAUUUAUAGUAUGAAAACUAGUUUGAAUAGUUUCUUUAACUAUCUUUCAAAGAAGAAAAUCAUAAUUUAAAUUAAAGCGAAGAAAAAGAAAAUAGUUUUUUUUGUUGUGAAAAACCUUAAAUUUCCACUCCUUUAAGCUAUGAAGAAUAAAAAGAAAAUGCUUUAUUUAAACUACUUUAAAAAAAAGUUAAAACAAAUAUUCAAAAAGAAUUUAAACAAACUUUUUCAAAAAAUUCAAACAAAAAUGAAACAUAAACUACUAGAUUAAAAUGUAAAAAAACAAAAGGCGAAACAAAUGCUUUUGCUAUUAAAGUUGAAAAAAAUAAAGCUAAUAAAUAGUAAGAAGAUUUAGCAACAGAAAUUUAAUAAAUAGGCAAAAAUACAACUGCCAAAAAUAAUCCAUCUAAAUUUUCAAAAAUUUUUGAGAAAAUUAAGUAAAAAAAUGAUCAAUUAGUAGAAAUUUCAUCUUUAAAAGAACCAAAUAUAAAGUAGAAAAAACAAAAAAAUAUUGUAUCUAUUAAUUCGAAUACCAAAUAAAAUAAUUUAAAUCACGAGAAAGAAAAAUCUUACUCGAAAGAAAUAAUACGAACUAGAUAUUAGGCUUCAAUAGAAAAACAUUCCUACAAAGCUAAAUCAUAAAACAACUAGAGAGGAGAUAAAUAGAAAAUUAAAUAGAAAUGA
This is a messenger RNA of Paramecium sonneborni, 1225 nucleotides long. The record is from the annotation of a GenBank genome assembly. NCBI's taxonomy places the organism in Eukaryota, Ciliophora, Oligohymenophorea, Peniculida, Parameciidae.